Paracoccidioides brasiliensis Pb18 is the source of this 4413-nucleotide messenger RNA. RefSeq lists its product as uncharacterized. The transcript has 6 exons. Gene Ontology annotation, biological process: transmembrane transport. Gene Ontology annotation, molecular function: ATP hydrolysis activity; ABC-type transporter activity; ATP binding. Gene Ontology annotation, cellular component: membrane. The coding region runs from base 1 to 4413 and encodes 1470 amino acids. The record is from RefSeq and is a predicted model, not a curated record.
AUGACUCAAAAACACGAUCAAAAUAAGGCAGAGAUAGAGCGAAAGAAUGAGAAAGAAGGGGAUACCGAUCCUUUCGGCUAUGCCUCACAGCCUAGUCCCGCCACGAUUACUGCAGGCGAGGCCUCUGCCUCCGAAGGGGAUGAAGGCGGAAUAAACACUUCCCAGCAGAAUAAUCUCACUGAGCUUGCCCGUCGCAUUUCCCAUAUUUCAAUACAAGGCAGUAUUGACACACAGCAUGCUGCAGCCGAUAUCAACCCAUUUAUAGACUCUGAAUCCGACCCGGAAUUAAACCCCAACAAUAAAAAGUUUAAUGUGCGCAAAUGGAUGAAAUCCAUUCUCCGUAUUACAUCGAGAGAUCCGGAACGUUACCCCAGACGCACCGCGGGUGUUUCGUUCCGCAGCUUGAACGUACACGGCUACGGUUCAACAGCCGACUACCAAACAGAUGUUGCUAAUAUUUGGUUGAAAGCGUUUGGGAGGCUGAAGAGUUUAGUUGGGUUUGGUGAGAAAGUCCACAUCGACAUUUUGCGUGAUUUCGAAGGUUUAGUAAUGAGUGGAGAGAUGUUGAUCGUGUUGGGUCGGCCAGGAAGCGGUUGCUCGACCUUUCUCAAGACCAUAGCUGGUGAGACUCAUGGUUUAUACAUGGACAAGAAUAGUGAUGUUCAAUAUCAGGGUAUCUCCUGGGAUCAAAUGCAUAAAAAUUUCCGCGGCGAAGUCAUCUAUCAGGCGGAAACUGAGACCCAUUUCACUGACUUGACUGCUGGUGAUACCCUUUAUUUUGCCGCGCGAGCUCGUACUCCAGCGAACCGGCUCCCUGGUGUUAAUCGAGAUCAAUACGCCUUGCACAUGCGCGACGUUGUUAUGACCAUGCUCAGUUUAUCGCACACGAUAAACACUAAGAUUGGAAAUGAAUACAUUCGAGGGGUAUCUGGUGGUGAACGGAAACGUAUUAGCAUUGCUGAAACUACUCUUAUCGGAAGCCCGCUACAAUGCUGGGAUAACAGCACCCGUGGCCUUGAUAGUGCUACGGCGUUGGAGUUUGUGAAGUCACUACGUCUUUCCACCAGAUAUUCAGCCACAACGGCUAUUGUAGCCAUCUACCAAGCCAGCGAGGCAAUUUACGACAAUUUUGAUAAAACGACUGUUUUAUAUGAGGGCCGACAGAUCUAUUUUGGAAACGCCGCUUAUGCUAAACAAUACUUUGUUGAUAUGGGAUUCCACUGUCCAGAGAGGCAGACCACAGGGGAUUUUCUCACGUCCUUGACCAACCCAGAGGAGCGACGGGUCCGCGAGGGAUUUGAAUCGCUUGUUCCACGUACCCCCGACGAAUUUGCAGCAAGGUGGAAGCAAAGCCCUACUCGGGAAGCUCUCCUCGCAGCAAUAGAUGCUUACCAGAGUCAAUACCCGCUUGGAGGAGAACAAUUGGAUAGGUUCCACGCUUCUCUCAAUGCUCAAAAAUCAAAAUCUAAUCGAUCCAACUCCCCCUACACUAUUUCAUACUGGAUGCAGAUCAAAUUAUGCAUAUGGAGAGGGUUCCGACGCUUGAGGAACGAUAUGUCGAUGACCUUGACUUCUGUUAUCGGAAACAUCAUGAUGUCUUUCGUUGUCUCCUCGAUGUUCUACAAUCUCCCUAGUGAUACCAGCAGCUUUUUUAGCCGUGGCUCGUUGCUCUUUUUUGGCAUUCUUAUGAAUGGCUUUGCAAGCUCUUUAGAGAUUAUGACCCUUUGGCGUCAACGACCCAUUGUGGAAAAGCAUGACAAAUAUGCCUUAUAUCGCCCAUCUGCCGAAUCAAUAAGCUCAAUUAUUGUUGAUCUGCCUUCGAAGUUAUUGUCAUGCGUUGUCUUCAACCUCGUUCUAUACCUCAUGACAAAUCUACGCCGCACCCCUAGUGCCUUUUUUGUUUUUCUGCUCUUCUCAUUUUCUACUACGUUGACUAUGUCCAACAUCUUUCAUUCAGCCGCAGCGAUCUCAAGAACUCUUGCGCAAGCAAUGGUCCCUUCGUCACUAGUUAUGCUUGCCUUGAUUAUGUAUACUGGAUUCGCAGUUCCCUUGCGCGAUAUGGUUGUCUGGUUCCGCUGGAUAAACUAUAUUAACCCAAUUGCUUAUGCCUUCGAAUCGAUAAUGAUUAAUGAGUUCCAUGAUCGCUGGUAUCCAUGUGCCAGUUUUAUUCCAGCGGGACCUGGCUACGAGCAGUUCGGCAAUGAAUCGAAAAUCUGCGUAGGUACUGGUGCUGUCGCAGGACAGAACUACAUUAGUGGGGAUGCCUUUCUCAAUUCAUCUUAUGAAUAUUACGCCGAGAAUCUGUGGCGAAACUUUGGCAUCAUCUGUGCUAUAUUUGUCUUCUUUUUUUUGGUAUGCAUCAUCGCUUCGGGACUGGUCGUUGCUAAGCCUUCCAAGGGUGAGGUUCUCGUCUACCCCCGCGGAAAAAUGCCCCCUGAGCUUACUCAAAAACACACAAAAAAAGCUACGGAAGAUUUGGAGGCGGCUAGAACCUCUUCGGACGAAAAGCAAAGGAUUGAGCAAAAUCGGCUUGAGCAGGUUGCCUCGAUUGUCAAGCAAACUUCUGUUUUCCAUUGGGAAAACGUCUGCUACGAUAUCAAAAUAAAGGGUAAACAAAGACGGAUCUUAGAUCAGGUGGAUGGCUGGGUUAAGCCCGGGACUUUGACGGUUUUAAUGGGGAUUUCUGGUGCUGGAAAAACUUCUCUUCUCGACGUCUUAGCCAAUCGUGUCACAAUGGGUGUGGUUACAGGCGAGAUGUUAGUUGACGGCCAGCUUCGUGAUGACUCGUUUCAGCGCAAAACCGGAUAUGUGCAGCAAAAUGAUUACCUGCAUACAGAAACCAGCACUGUUCGUGAAGCUUUAAUCUUCAGCGCACUCCUUCGGCAGCCGUCCACCAUUCCACGUGCCGACAAAAUUGCCUAUGUCGAAGAAGUCAUCAAGAUGCUAGGCAUGAACGAAUAUGCUGAUGCGAUCGUAGGGAUCCUUGGCGAGGGCUUGAAUAUUGAGCAACGAAAGCGGCUCAGUAUCGGUGUUGAAAUUGCCGCCAAGCCAGAUCUGUUGCUCUUCUUCGAUGAACCUACCUCCGGUCUUGACAGCCAGACGGCCUGGUCUAUUUGCGCAUUGAUGCGAAAGCUUGCAGAUCACGGACAAGCUAUUUUGUGCACCAUCCACCAACCGUCAGCCAUUCUAAUGGAGACAUUUGAUCGACUGUUAUUUUUGGCUGAUGGCGGGAAACCAGUUUAUUUUGGAGAGCUUGGGGAGAACAUGAAUACCCUAAUUAAAUAUUUCGAGAACAAGGGAGCCCCUAAGUGUCCACCGGAUGCAAAUCCUGCUGAAUGGAUGCUGGAAGUUACUGGUGCUGUUCCUGGCUCACAAACUGAUAAAGACUGGCCGGAAAUUUGGAAUUCAAGCGCCGAGCGGGUUAAAGUGCGGCAAGAGUUAGCUGUUAUGAAGCAAGAAUUACUUCAGAAGUCCCAGCUAGUAAAAGCAGAGGGAUACUCGGAAUUUGCAAUGCCCCUCUGGUACCAGUAUCUCAUUUGCCAGCAGCGAAUGUUUCAGCAGUAUUGGCGUAGUCCAGGAUAUGUUUAUGCCAAAGCUUCUCUUGCUCUUGUUACACCACUAUUCGUAGGAUUCUCUUUCUACAAAGCGGAGACAAGUCUUCAGGGCUUGCAGAAUCAAUUAUUUGCAGUCUUUAUGUUUCUGACCGUGUUUCCCGUGAUUGCCCAACAGAGCAUGCCCUAUUUUGCGGCGAUGAGAUCGCUAUAUGAAGUACGCGAACGACCGUCAAAGGCUUAUUCAUGGAAGGCCUUUAUGCUUUCAAGUAUCGUGGUAGAACUUCCUUGGAACACCUUAAUGGCUGUGCCGGCGUUCUUCGCCUGGUACUAUCCAACUGGGUUUCAGCGACAUGCCGGCGAUAACGUGACCGAACGCAGCGGGACAAUGUUCCUCCUCAUCUGGAUUUUCCUCGUGUAUGGUUCCACGUUAAGUUCCAUGGUAAUUGCGGGGAUCGACCUGGCCGAAACAGCUGGAAAUGUCCUGCAGUUUCUCUUCUCCAUGACCCUCAUCUUCUGCGGAGUUCUCGCUACACCUGAAGCCAUGCCUCGUUUCUGGAUCUUCAUGUACCGGAUCUCUCCCUUCACUUACUUUGUUUCUUCUGUGCUCUCCACCGGAGUGGCCGGUGCUGAUGUCCAAUGCUCCUCCAUCGAGGUGUUAAAAGUUCAUCCUCCCCAAGGAAGGACAUGUUUACAGUAUUUUCAGCCAUUCAUGUCUCUUUCCGGCGGUCGUCUCAUCAAUCCAGACUCUACAGACGUGUGUGAAUUCUGCCCGACCGCAACAACCGAUGAAUAUCUUGCGCGGAUAAACAUAUACUUCGACGAUCGCUGGCGCAACAUUGGUGCGUUCCAGUACUCUUAA